Hibiscus syriacus is the source of this 1602-nucleotide messenger RNA. RefSeq names its product IQ domain-containing protein IQM1-like. The record is from RefSeq and is a predicted model, not a curated record. The coding region runs from base 96 to 1481 and encodes 461 amino acids. Gene Ontology annotation, molecular function: protein binding. The transcript is spliced from 8 exons. Lineage: Eukaryota; Viridiplantae; Streptophyta; Magnoliopsida; Malvales; Malvaceae.
UCUGCUAUCUGUCUCAAUUGUCAAACAUUCAAUCCUCAUCUUUUUGGAGCUUCAGGGAAGGGAAGAAAGCAAGGAUUUUUCUGGGUUCUAAAUCCAUGGGUCUUUCCCUGCAACACCAGAUUUUUAAUCAUGGAAACACCAUGGAAAUGGUUAUUGUAAGGUCUGGAAGAGAUGAUGGUUCUCAUGAACCAAAGCUUGAAUCAUCGAACAAACCGAAUAGAAUCAUUAUACCAAGGAAACCCACCAUCAGUCCCCCUGAACCGGUGGUGUUCUUUUCCCCAAGGCCUGUGACCGAGCUUGAUUCUGCAGCAACUAAGCUUCAGAAGGUCUACAAAGGGUAUAGGACAAGAAGGAACCUUGCUGAUUGUGCUGUUGUGGUUGAGGAGCUCUGGUGGAAAACCUUGGAUUCUGCAGCAUUAAGAAGGUGCUCGAUUUCGUUUUACGACAUCGAAAAACAAGAAACUGUGAUAGAUAAGUGGUCAAGGGCCAAAACAAGGGCUGCCAAGGUAGGAAAGGGUUUGUCUAAGGAUGAAAAGGCUCAAAAACUAGCCCUGCAACAUUGGCUUGAAGCUAUCGACCCGCGCCAUCGAUAUGGACACAAUUUACACUUCUACUAUGAUGUCUGGUCUGAAAGCAAGAGCACACAACCUUUCUUCUACUGGUUGGAUAUCGGUGAUGGCAAAGAACUAAGCCUUAAGAAGUGUCAACGAACCGAUCUACAACGGCAAUGCAUUGAAUAUCUUGGACCAAAAGAGAGGGAAGCGUUCGAAGUGAUUGUCAUUAGUGGAAAGCUUGUUUACAAGCAAUCUGGAAUACUCGUUAACACCGGUGAUGAAUCCAAGUGGAUUUUUGUACUUAGCACAUCGAGAUCCUUGUACGUUGGGCAGAAGAAGAAGGGCAUUUUUCAGCACUCGAGUUUCCUUUCCGGUGGGGCUACGACUGCAGCCGGAAGAUUGGUGGUUUCUCAGGGAGUUCUUGAGGCUAUUUGGCCGUACAGUGGUCAUUACCUCCCAACUGAAGAUAAUUUCAAGGAAUUCAUUCUUUUCCUUGAGGAACACAAUGUAGAUUUGACCAAUGUUAAGAGAUGUGCUGUAGACAAUGACUACACCUCAUACAAAGUCCCUGCCGGUGAAUCCAAGCAUGGUGAGAUCGAAGAUCCAAGGGAAACAGCUAUUCUUCAAAGUGGCAAUGGAAAGAGUGCAGCCAAUGCGGAAGCACCGGCAUUCAACAUGGCUAACCGUUUGUCUUGCAAGUGGUCGAGCGGGGUCGGUCCGCGUAUUGGUUGUGUUAGAGACUACCCAAUGGAGCUGCAAUCUCAGGCAUUGGAACAAGUUAACUUAUCUCCGAGACCCGCGCAUGGUCGCAUCAGAAACUGCGGUCCAAUACCUUCACCGAGACCGAGCCCCAAAAUUCGAGUCUCGCCCAGGCUUGCUUACAUGGGACUCCCUAGUCCAAGGGUGUCAGCAUUGGCCAGUAAUUGAAAGCUUUAUGAGCAGUUCUUGUGCCUACAAUUUUGCAGCAAAUAGGUGAAUGGGAAGGGAUCUAACUGAACAUUCUUUGUUCUUUGAUUUGUUUAAUUUGCUAUUUCGAUCAAUUCUUUAU